Messenger RNA from Rhipicephalus sanguineus (brown dog tick), 2711 nucleotides. RefSeq lists its product as uncharacterized. The record is from RefSeq and is a predicted model, not a curated record. The coding region runs from base 59 to 682 and encodes 207 amino acids. NCBI's taxonomy places the organism in Eukaryota, Metazoa, Arthropoda, Arachnida, Ixodida, Ixodidae. The transcript is spliced from 4 exons.
UACGGUUAUUUGUUUGACAGAGGCUCGAUCGCCGAACAGCGCCUACUACGACCGACACAUGGAGGACCUCCUGCACCACAAGCUGGAGAAGUUCAGAUCUGUGAUGCUCACAGGCUACCCGAGCCUCGGAAUCUCCGUCAUGGACCCGCUCAACGUGCCUCCCACCGACAUGUCUUCCAUCUUCGGUGGGGACGCGUUUCGCUUUCAGCUGCUCCACAUUCAGAUCCGGAACCUCUCCACAUUUGAGAUCACCGAUCUACGAGCUGACACUGAGAACCUGAAGGUUCACCUGGCGUUCCAAGUCCCAAAGGUUCCAGUAAGGAUGCAGUACUCCGUCGCUGGAUCUCUCUACGAGGCGUUUCCCCUUCAAGGAAGUGGCCGUUGCGACGUGGUCUACUAUGGCGUCAUGAUAACCACCGUAGCACGGCUCAGGGAAGCCAACGGAAAGUUCCAGUUCACAAAGUUUGAAGACUCCAGCGUAGACUUCGCAUCCGAUGAAGUGUCGGUUCGACAGGGGCCUCCAGUUGGAACCAGUGGUGGCCUGGGCUCCCAAGUCGGCAGGAUUCUUUUCUGGACGUUGUCCAAGCAGGUCGCAAGAACCUUACCGUCCAGCUUGCUGCGGUUCCUGAACGACGCCCUAGAACGUGCACCAAGACCUGGCGCUCGAAAAGUCUCCGUGUGAAACAUUCUGCGUACAUCCGUGAAUUGUGUUCUACAUAGUGGCAGGACCUCCCAUCGCCGAGCGUUGAAGUGUGAACCUUCAGUCCAUCAAAGUGUCUCGGAAGACUUUAUGUUGAGUUCUAAAUCUAUACUGCCGUGUUGAAUUGACUAAAGCAGUUUACAGGAUUCCAGCAGCUGACAUUUUUUGCUAUUUUUAUCAAAGUUCAUCCGUCACCCGUGUUCAUGGUCCACAUAUUCAUGCCAAUGAAAAAUUAUCGUGAAUUACCUUUUUUUGUAAUAAAUUGUGCUGGCAUUCGAAGCUCGUUAUGAUUAGCUGUUUGGUGACGAUUGAUGAUCCAAACACGCCCAUAUCGAGGGUUUGUUGCAAUCAGCUAAAAGCGCCAAAAAAUGCGAGGUGCAAAAGCGGUUUACUGCAUAUGUCCCUCUUCUGACACGCCAUCAUACUCGCGACAUCUCCUCAUCCGCAACUUUACACUUACCAUUAAGCCGAGAAAAAAAUUCUGCUAAAAUUUAGCGACAUCUCAUUGUUAUCGUAUGCAAUGGCAGGCUUAUAAGUUAUAGAGGUUUAUAUAUUUAUACAGGUACAACGACGUCAUGACCCAACGCCCGUGCUGAAAUCUAUGUGAAGCGAUAAUUUCUUGAUGAUGGUAUUUGAAUGCUAUAAAGCUUUUAGCCUUCCUCACCACGCUAUAUACCACGUGGAGACUACUCGGCGCAUCAAUUCGCGACCAGAGACUGUAUACCGCUGGGCAAACUCUAGGAUCGGCUUACUUCUUCCCGAUGUGAGGUCUGCGUUCCAGCAACAAAGCUCGUAUGCGCCCUGGGCGAUGUUGCACACAUUUAUCAAAGUGACUUUCCUAAACAUCGUACCUCGUACAAAAUUGUGAUUUUGUACGAGGUACGUAUGCUGGUACCUCGUACGCUGGUCACACCUCGAGUCUUCUCUUAAGUACAUCCACAGUGGGUGGAGUUCACCUAUUACGCUAUAGUUUCAGGAGUGCGUGCAGCCCAGCAGCUCUAGCCGUUAGUCCAUGAUUGCAGGAAUGAUUCUCUCGUGGCAAUGUCGCUCUUCGUAGGCGCGUGUGUCACGUGCUUUGAGAUGAUAAGUUAGAAUGCAUUGCCUCCAAGAUCGGCUCAUGUUUUUCCUGUGAGAACCUGCUUCGGCUGGUGAAAAGGUAUAUUCAGAAAAUAGCUCUCCUUCCGUGUUAUUUAAAUAUCACAGUCGCCUUACGCUGGAUGUGUCGAUUGGAGGUAGUUGGCAAGUAGGCGUUUGUGUUGCAAUGGACGUGCAAAACUACCAUUUUUAUUACAAUAAAUCGCAUAUUUACGAUCUAUUACCGUUAGUAAGAGCAACACAGGUGGUGCUUUCUGCUUUUAUAGUGAAUAAAUAUACCUUUUUUUUUCUUUUGUGUAGCUGCUUGAGAGUUCCAUUUGUUGCCGAACCAUAAGGUCGAACUUUCUAUUCCAGCCUAUCUGAAAACUCCGCUAUGCAACGCUCCAUUGUUUCAACGCCGAGGCGAAAAUUUAAGUUCCUAAUCUACCCCGCCUUUCAGGGCUGUAACAAAGCCACUUCAUCAACGCAGUGUCUUGCAUAUUCAAACGGCAGGUUUCAAGAAGAAACGCGACGACACCCAUUGAAAAAAGAAAAGCGACGCUACGCACACUCGCGGCAUUGUGCUAUCCAGCAUUGUCAUUUCUUAUUUCCUUUUCUAAUUAAGCACAAAUCAUCAUAAAGUGAAACGCGGACUUGUGGUAUACACUUGCUUAACUUGUUUCAGGUUGUGCAAAAAGCAAUUCUUAAAGAAAGCGUGUUUAUUUAUUUGUUCCACUUUCUGCCAAUACAAGGUCUUUUCGACACAAUACAACUUCAGUCUAGCGUAGAAUGUGGAACACAGCGUUGCUCGCAGAUGGCGCCUAUCCUGCGACCUAGGUACGACGACUACCAUCUGAAAGAAGCAUUUGAAAAGAAGGAGAAACGUCGUGUUAACAGAUUUUGAAUAAAUAAACAUUCAAAUGGAGAGCGCACUUAU